Messenger RNA from Oryzias latipes (Japanese medaka), 2135 nucleotides. It is a transcript of the gene rhbg, whose product is annotated as Rh family B glycoprotein. Gene Ontology annotation, cellular component: plasma membrane. NCBI's taxonomy places the organism in Eukaryota, Metazoa, Chordata, Actinopteri, Beloniformes, Adrianichthyidae. Gene Ontology annotation, molecular function: ammonium channel activity. Gene Ontology annotation, biological process: ammonium transmembrane transport; ammonium homeostasis. The record is from RefSeq and is marked provisional.
GCUGAGGACACACGACAGUGUCUGCUGGAGAGAGUGUGUCCAACUUUCUGUGUGGAUUUUUCCUUUCACACAGAAGAAGCUUCAUCAAGCCUCCCCUCCUCAUCCCACUCUGAAGACAACAUGACAGACCCAUCGACCAACAUGCGGCUGAAGCUGCCGAUCACCUGCUUCAUCCUCCAGAUCAUCCUCAUCAUCCUCUUUGGCGUGCUGGUGCAGUACGAUGAAGACACAGAUGCAAAGAAGCAUCAUCAUGGCAAUCAUUCUGAAUCCAAGUCUGACAUCGAGAAUGAUUUCUACUACAGAUAUCCAAGCUUCCAGGAUGUCCAUGUGAUGAUCUUUGUCGGUUUCGGCUUUCUCAUGACCUUCCUGCAGCGCUACGGCUUCAGCAGUGUGGGUUUUAACUUCCUGAUAGCAGCCUUUUCCCUGCAGUGGGCCACGCUGAUGCAGGGCUUCUUCCAUGGACUACAUGAGGGCAAAAUCCACAUCGGGGUGGAGAGUAUGAUCAACGCUGACUUCUGCACCGGUUCUGUGCUGAUUUCAUUCGGAGCCGUUUUGGGUAAAACCAGCCCCGUCCAGCUGCUGUUUAUGGCCGUGUUUGAGGUCACGCUGUUUGCCGUAAAUGAGUUCAUCUUGCUGACCCUUCUGGGAACCAGAGACGCUGGAGGCUCCAUGACCAUUCACACCUUUGGAGCUUACUUUGGUUUGAUGGUGACACGAAUCUUGUACCGACCCAACCUAGACAAGAGCAAACACAAGAACUGCUCGGUGUAUCACUCAGACCUGUUUGCCAUGAUUGGAACUCUUUACCUGUGGAUGUUCUGGCCCAGCUUCAACUCUGCCGUCACAGAACAUGGAGACCCUCAGCACCGCACGGCCAUGAACACCUACUACUCUCUGGCAGCCUGCACUCUGUCCACGUACGCCAUGUCUUCCCUCACAGCACACGACGGCAAGCUGGACAUGGUCCACAUCCAGAACGCGGCUCUGGCCGGUGGAGUAGCUGCAGGAACAGCCGGUGAAAUGAUGCUGACGCCUUUCGGCUCCAUGAUUGUUGGAUUCUUGGCUGGGAUCAUCUCUGUUCUGGGCUUCAAGUACCUCACACCCAUUUUGGAGAACAAACUGAAGAUCCAAGACACCUGUGGUAUCCACAACCUGCACGGCAUGCCUGGUGUUCUUGGUGCCAUUGUGGGAGCCGUCACUGCUUCUCUAGCAAGCAAGGAGGUUUAUGGAGAGGGUUUGGAAAAGGUGUUUCCUGAUGUAGCCAGCGGUAAACGAACGGCAUCUGACCAGGGAGGAGUUCAGGCGAUUUCUCUCGCUGUGACUCUGGGCAUGGCUCUGUUUGGAGGACUCAUUGUCGGUUUUAUUCUAAAGCUGCCCAUCUUUGGUGCUCCUCGGGACACCACCUGCUUUGAGGACAGCCUCUACUGGGAGGUGCCCGGAGAAGAAGAGUCUCAUGAGGAUCAGUUGACCACUGUGAAGACAGAGGAGUCCGACAAGCUCAACAGUUAAACAUGCGCACAGGGAAGCCAGAAUAUUAUAGACGCUUACACAGUCUGAGGUCACAAGCACCAUUUUGUAUUGUGUCAGCUGCCAAACUUUGUUUUUACAUGUAAAAAGUUUUUUUCUACUCUUUAGACAAGAAGAAAUAAAUGAACAAAAACCACCUUUUACAGGGUAGUGUCAACUCUAACCACCAGAGGUCAGUAUGGAGCUGUGCUGGUCUGUGUUGCAUGUGAAUCUGCAGAGAAGUGAAUUGCUGAACUUGCUUUGGAAUGGAGCCAUAAACACUGGCGUGUCAUAGAAUUUGACUUUUCCUGUAGCUUCAGACCAAAGAAAUGUCAAACCAGACUACCACUUUCAAUAAAAUGACUAAAGGAGAUUUAUAAAAGGUUGCAUUUUUCAAUGUCUUAUUUUUAUUUCAUCUUAUUUUAUUAUAUUAAGAGUGCUCAGAAACCGAUUUCAUACAGAUAAUGUGUGUGCUAAAAGGUAAAAUUAUGAAUAUCUACUUAGCCUAGAUAACUACUGAUUAGGAAAUGUAUUUUAUUUUAGAUACAUUGAUGUAUAUAUUUGAAUCUUUGAAGAAUUUGAACUGACCUUAGAGGGAUGAUGUGGUCUACCUGAAAAAAAUAAAAUAA